AUGAGUCAGGUAAGCGAAAGAAAGUUCUUGCUCUCUCCCCCCAUCCCCCCCUCCACCAUGUCGUUUUCCCCCCACGACAUCUCCGCGCCUUUCGAUUUUCCGAGGGAAGAGGAAAAGGUGCUCAAGUUCUGGGAGGAGAUCGACGCGUUUCAGACAAGCUUGAAACUAUCUGAAGGCAGGCCGGAGUACGCUUUUUACGAUGGGCCUCCCUUUGCAACUGGAUUACCCCACUAUGGGCAUCUCCUCGCUGGGACAGUGAAGGACAUCGUUACCCGCCAUGCUCAUGCGAGUGGAUUCCACGUCAUAAGACGGUUUGGAUGGGACACCCACGGACUCCCCGUCGAACAUGAAAUCGACAAGAAGCUCGGCAUCACUGGAAAGGCCGAUGUCAUGAAGCUGGGGAUCGAUAAAUACAACGCCGAAUGCAGGAGCAUCGUCAUGCGCUAUGCCUCCGAGUGGCGCAAAACGGUCGUUCGCAUGGGCCGCUGGAUUGACUUCGACAACGACUACAAAACGCUCAACAUCACCUUCAUGGAGUCCGUCUGGUGGGCAUUUAGCGAACUUUUCAAAAAGGGCCUGGUAUAUCGUGGCCUGCGGGUACUGCCGUACUCAAUGGGUCUCACAACACCAGUAUCUAAUUUUGAGGCCAACAUGGACUUCAGAGAUGUCAACGAUCCAGCGGUCACUGUCGCUUUCCCUCUUGUUGACGACCCAAGUACCUCUCUCCUCGCAUGGACGACGACUCCAUGGACUCUACCUUCUAAUCUUGCCCUCUGUGUGCAUCCCGACUUCACCUACAUCAAAAUCCACGACCAGGAAAAAGACCAAAACUUCAUCAUUCACGAGCGCCUAUUAACAACCCUCUACAAAGACCCGAAGAAGGCGAAAUACAAAAAAUUAGGGCAGUUCGUUGGCGUAGAUAUGAAGGGUUGGAGAUACGUGCCGUUAUUCGAAUACUUUACGGAGAAGUAUGAAGACCGGGCGUUUCGCGUUGUCGUCGACACCUACGUAACAGACAGCGAUGGUACUGGAAUUGUCCACCAAGCCCCUGCAUUUGGUGAAGACGACUAUCGUAUCGCUCUUGCCAACGGAAUCGUUCGUGACGAUGAAAUGCCACCCUGUCCUAUCGAUGACGCCGGCCGCUUUACAAGCGAAGUUCCUGACUUUGAGGGUCUGAACGUCAAGGCUGCAGAUAGUCCCAUCCAGAAAGUCAUCAAGGGAAAGGGUCGCCUGAUCGUACAGACGAUGAUGAUGCACUCGUACCCUUUCUGCUGGCGGUCUAAAACUCCGUUGAUCUAUCGCGCUGUUCCCGGCUGGUUUGUCCGGGUGGCCACCAUCACAGACGAACUCGUCGCCAACAACAAGGAAACACGAUGGGUGCCGCAAUUUGUUGGCGACAACCGUUUCGGUAAUUGGCUCGCAAAUGCCCGAGAUUGGAAUAUUUCUCGUAAUAGGUAUUGGGGCACGCCCCUUCCUCUAUGGGCUUCGGAUGAUUUCAAAGAGCUCGUCUGUGUCGGCUCUGUUGAAGAGUUAGAACGGUUAUCAGGCGUCAAGGGCAUCAAAGACCUCCAUCGAGAAAGCAUCGACCAUCUCACUAUACCAUCUUCGUCCGGCAAUGGCAACCUUAAACGAGUCGAUGAAGUUUUUGACUGCUGGUUCGAGUCCGGAAGCAUGCCAUACGCGCAACUACACUAUCCCUUCGAAAACAAAGAGCUCUUCCAAAACUCUUUCCCGGCCCAGUUCGUUUGCGAGGGUAUCGACCAAACACGUGGCUGGUUCUACACAUUACUAGUGCUUUCUACCCAUCUUUUUGGGAAAGCGCCUUGGCAAAACCUCAUUGUCACUGGACUUGUUCUGGCCGCGGACGGCAAGAAGAUGAGCAAGAGUGCGAGGAAUUAUCCUGAUCCUACGAUCAUCUUAGAUAAGAUGGGUGCUGAUGCGACAAGAAUGUUCCUCGUCAACUCUCCCAUUGUCCGCGGUGAUAACUUGCGUUUCCGGGAAGAGGGUGUGCGAGAGGUCAUCUCUCGAGUUCUUCUACCCUGGCUUAACUCCUUCCGCUUCUUCCUUGGACAAGCCACCCUUUUCAAGAAGACCCAUGGAGAAGACUUUGUCUAUAACCCGCAUGCCCCAGUGCCAAACAAUGUCAUGGAUCGAUGGGUGCUCGCUCGGUGUCAGUCACUCAUUCAGCUCGUCAAGGAAGAGAUGGCAGCUUACCGACUCUAUACCAUCAUCCCGCGUUUGCUCGACCUGGUCGACGAACUCACGAAUUGGUACAUUCGGUUUAACCGGAAACGACUGAAGGGCGAGGAGGGCAAAGAAGACACGCGUGUGGCGCUAAAUACCCUUUUCGAGGCGCUUUUUACCCUCUGCAGGACAAUGUCCUCGUAUACCCCUUUCAUGACGGAGAACCUGUACCAGACUCUGAAAACUUUCAUUCCUCAAGACCCCGUUGCUGGCGAUGUCCGUUCGAUCCACUUCCUGCCGUUCCCGGAUGUGAAGGCGGAAUAUUUCGAUUCUGAUAUCGAGCGUCAAGUCAAGAGGAUGCAAGCUAUCAUCGACCUCAGCCGCAACAUCCGUGAGACAAACAACCUCUCGCUCAAGACGCCGUUGAAAGAGCUCCUCGUCUUCAAUGCGGACGAGCAGUACAUCCGGGACGUGCAACCGCUGCAACGAUACAUCGAAUCUGAACUCAACGUCCGCGAUGUCGUCUUUAGCAGCGACGAAGCCGCGUCCAAUAUUCGCUAUCGUGCUGUUGCUGAUUGGACCGUCCUCGGUCGCAAGCUAAGGAAAGACAUUAACCGGGUCAAGAAGGCAUUGCCGGAUGUGUCCAGCGAUGCAGUCAAGGCCUUUAUCGAAACGGGAAAAAUCAGUGUGGACGGCAUCGAACUUGUCACGGGCGACCUCACCGUCCAGCGCUACCUCGACAUUCCUGCCGGGGCUCAAAAGCAGUUUGCGACAAACACGGACAACGAUGUUGUCGUGCGCCUCGACAUCCAGAUCCACCCUGAGCUGAUGGGCGAGUGGUUAGCGCGGGAGCUGACGAACCGUGUCCAGAAACUGCGCAAGAAAGCGGGGCUGCAGGCGACCGACGAUGUCGAUGUGUUUUUCCAAUUCGAGGGUGGGGCCGGCGCAGACCUUUUGUCAGCGAUUGCGGAGCACGCGGAGAUGAUCCGUCGCGUGCUUGGUGGCCUGCCUGUUGACGCGAAAGAGCGCAAGCCCGGGACAACGCUGGUGAUUGAGGAGGAGCAGGAGGUCGCGGAGACCAAGUUCAUGUUGUAUCUCGUCAAAUCUUAG
Messenger RNA from Mycena indigotica, 3294 nucleotides. RefSeq lists its product as uncharacterized. Gene Ontology annotation, biological process: isoleucyl-tRNA aminoacylation. The transcript is spliced from 11 exons. NCBI's taxonomy places the organism in Eukaryota, Fungi, Basidiomycota, Agaricomycetes, Agaricales, Mycenaceae. Bases 1 to 3294 code for a protein of 1097 amino acids. The record is from RefSeq and is a predicted model, not a curated record. Gene Ontology annotation, molecular function: tRNA binding; aminoacyl-tRNA deacylase activity; isoleucine-tRNA ligase activity.